Puccinia graminis f. sp. tritici CRL 75-36-700-3 is the source of this 1406-nucleotide messenger RNA. RefSeq lists its product as uncharacterized. The record is from RefSeq and is a predicted model, not a curated record. NCBI's taxonomy places the organism in Eukaryota, Fungi, Basidiomycota, Pucciniomycetes, Pucciniales, Pucciniaceae. The coding region runs from base 1 to 1245 and encodes 414 amino acids. The transcript is spliced from 2 exons.
AUGUUUCCAACAGUUUCUGUCCAAAAAAAAUUUGGCCAUUUUGGUGUGAGCUCAACCCAGCUCUACACAGCUCCUGUACACACCUCAGCCAACCCAUCCAGCUCAACCCAGCUCCCACUCAGCCAAUCCAUCCAGCUCACCCCAGCUCCCAAGACACAGCUCCACGCAGCUCCUGUCAGCUCCCCUGCACAUAGAGCUCAACCCAGCUCUACACAGCUCCUGUACACACCUCAGCCAACCCAUCCAGCUCAACCCAGCUCCCACUCAGCCAGUCCAUCCAGCUCAACCCAGCUCCAUCCAGCUCAACCCUGCUCCUACAACACAGCUCCAACCAGCUCAACCAAGCUCCACACAUCUCCAUCCAGCUCCCUACACAGCUCCAUCCAGCUCAACCCAGCUCCACACAGCUCCAACUACACAGCUCCACUCAGCUCAAUCCAACUCCAUGCAGCUCCACACAGCUCCAUCCAGCUCCCACUCAGCCAAUCCAUCCAGCCCAACCCAGCUCCACGCAGCUCCAAACAGCUCCCUACACAGCUCCAAACAGCUCCCUACACUGUUCCAUCCAGCUCAAUCCAACUCCAUGCAGCUCCACACAGCUCCCACUCAGCCAAUCCAUCCAGCUCCACUCAGCUCAAUCCAACUUCAUGCAGCUCCACACAGCUCCACACAGCUCCCACUACACAGCUCCACUCAGCUCAAUCCAACUUCAUGCAGCUCCCCACAGCUCCCCACAGCUCCCACUCAGCCAGUCCAUCCAGCUCAACCCAGCUCAACCCAGCUCCACGUAGCUCCACACAGCUCCACAAGCUCCCUACACAGCUCCAUCCAGCUCAACCCAACUCCAUGCAGCUCCACACAGCUCCCACCACACAGCCCCACUCAGCUCCAUCCAGCUCAACCCAACUCCAUGCAGCUCCACACAGCUCAACCCAACUCCACACACAUCUCCAUCCAGCUCCCUACACAGCUCCAUCCAGCUCAACCCCACUCCAUGCAGCUCAACCCAGCUCCAUACAGCUCCACACUGCUCAUGUACACACACACCUCAGUCAAUCCAUCCAGCUCAACCCAGCUCCACACGGCCCCAUAUGGCUCCAAGCAGCUCCUGUACACACCUCAGCCAGCCAUUCCCACUCCACACAGCUCACACAGAUCCUGUAUACACCUCAUUCAAUCCAUCCAGCUUCCGUACAUACCUCAGCCAGCCCAUCCAGUCCAAUUCAGCUCCACACAGGUCCAUAAAGGUCAACCCAGCUCCAUGCAACUCCUGUACACACCUCAGCCAGCUCAACCCAGUUUCAAGUAUGGCCCCACUGCUUAAUUCAUAAAAUUGAUUUCAACUCCCCAUUUUUCACACAACUACCCAGUGGAAUGUAUAAAAAUUGAAAAAAAGAGAUACCAGU